Molecule: messenger RNA, 2430 nt
Organism: Cephus cinctus (wheat stem sawfly)
Lineage: Eukaryota; Metazoa; Arthropoda; Insecta; Hymenoptera; Cephidae
Gene: ZC3H3
Product: zinc finger CCCH domain-containing protein 3
Exons: 8
Coding region: 101-1795 (564 amino acids)
Cellular component (GO): nucleus
Molecular function (GO): metal ion binding
Source: RefSeq, a predicted model, not a curated record
CUGUGACUCACGUAAUACUUUCCUAGCUUCUCGUUUCUUGGUUUCCUGUCAACAUUGGAUGGAUGCGGAUAUGUGGAAACAGUAAUAUUUUUAAGCUAUCAUGGAAGACAAUGCGUUGAAGGAAAUAUCAUAUCUUACGCACCUGUUAGAACAGCACAAGAAAUAUCAUGUAACUGUAAGGGAGCAGGUACCAAACGUAGAAGCAAAUUCUUCAAAGGCUUUUAAUUUUCCAUGUUCCACUAAUCAGUUGCCUUUAAAAUCAAUAUCGCAAGGGACAAAUCAGUAUAGCUAUGUGAAAUUCCAAACAACUUCGACGAAAGUUCAUGUUAAUCCUAAUUUUAAUCCUGUGAACACUACUAUCCAUAUUAACCCAAAACUCCGGGGGAAAACUUCUAUUUAUGUGAAUCCAAAAGUAAUAAAAAAUAUAGCAGCAAAGCAACAGAUUGAAAGUAGUAAAGAAUCAAAACAAGAUUCUAAUCCAAAUAUAGUAGAGACUAAAUAUGAGAGAUCUGUACAUGUCAAUCCUAAAUUAAUGCAAAAACUGUCAAGCACUGUUCCAACUGAAAGUAAAUCUCACAAUGAAAAAGUAAUUAAACCCGCGAGUCAGUAUGCAGUUUGCUCAAAAUCCAAAUUGAUCAAAAGCAUUGUUGUGUCCCCUGUAACAUCCAGAAGAUCCUUGGGCUCAAGUUUAGUGUCAGUGUCCAAACGAAAGCUUAUAAGAAUGAAAUCUAAUGUUAAAGGAUCUUCUGGUAUGGCUUUGAAUUCUAAACACAAAAGAAUUGUAAAUUCUGGAAUUAGAAAAACCAAAGUUGCCACCAAGUACAAACUUGUUAUGGAUAUUGAAAAAAAAUUUGCUAGCACUACCACUGUAACAAAACCAAUCGGAACUACUAGUAAAAUUCAACCAAACAAAUACAAGAUAGACAGAACAGCAACUCAAGGAAUAGAAGAAAGUAAAAUUGUUAAAGUUCCUUCUUUAAGGAAAUUAGAGGGAUGCACAACUGCAUUAUUAAGAAUUGGGGGAGUUUUAUAUAAAUCUUCCAGGAAUCAAUUAAUUCGAAGCAACAUACAUACACCAUCAUCAAAAAAGAAACGCUACGUUAUAAAUGUACAAGGAGACAAAUUCUUAAUGGCUUCAGAUGGUAAAAAACUUUGUAGACUAAGCUCUAUAGGAGAAUCAUCCUCUGUUAUAAACAAGUCACGCAUCAGCAUUGGUGGAAUAACUUAUGUGGAAAAAACACCAAAUGUGCUAGUUCGUGCUACAUCUAAAACUAUUAUCAGCAACAAAGUGAAACAAAGAAGUAUCCAGAUUUUGAGGAACAAGAUGCGCAAGAACAAUCAACCCUGUCUAUUCUUCCAGAGAUUUGGUUACUGUGCAAAUCAGGUGAAGAGUACCUGUCACAAGUUGCACGAUAAGAAACAAGUUGCUCUCUGCAAAAAAAUAUUUUCAGCUUCUUGCAAGGGAAAUGUCUACUGGACGAUUGUCGAAUGUCCCAUGAUGUUGGGCCCGAAAAAAUGCCAACGUGUAAAUACUUUUUGGAAGGUUGUUGUAUUCGCGACCCGUGUCCUUAUCUCCAUGUUAAAGUCUCUGCUAGCACUCCGAUCUGCACUCAAUUUUUACGUGGCUAUUGUGCAGAGGCAAACAAGUGCAAAAAACGUCAUGUCUAUCUGUGUCCGGAAUUCGAGAGGACGGGAACUUGCGGCAAAGGUAAGUAUUGCCCUUAUCCUCACAAAAAAAAUGUUUCGACUUCGAAAAGGCCGCGGAAACUCCCUGAUCGGAAACAUAAAGCGAUAAGUUCGGAUAUUGCCAGUACUGUUCCAUCACACACUAAGUCUAGAAAGCGAUAUUACGAUGAGUCGGGUAACACAAGCAUUGAUAUAGAAAAAAUGCGGGAAAGUGUUUUGAAAAAACUAAAAAUAAUGAAAAGUACAAAAAUUGUACAAGCUAAAAAGGGAAAGGAUUCUGGUGAGCAGAAUGAUGCGAGUUCUCGAACUUCAGAGGAUAAAUCUGAUUCUGAGUACGAACGGCCCCAGAGAGCUCCGUUGGGUCCGUUGCCCGCCUACAUACCAAUUAAUUAAUUUAUUAAGUAUUUCAUUUACCCAUAUACAAAAUGAAAACUGUCUGGGAAUGAAGAUUAGUUAUGAAAGGAAUUGUAUAAAUUUUAAAUAUUAUAUCAAAUUUAAUUUAGAAAGAUUUUAAUUCUUUACAUAUUUAACUUAAAUUCAUCCGCUGAAAGUUACUUAAAUUCUUUUCCCAGACAGCCUAGCAUUGCCUGUGAUAUUUUUAAUUAACUCAUCAAUCGUAAUUCUACAUACGUAUGUAUAUACAAAUUCUAUGACAGAUUAAGAUACACAAUAUAUUUUGUAACUACGAAUUUGUAUAUAAAUUGUAUCUGUGUAUUAAAUAAAUUCGUUAUAGUUGGUAAUAAA